Molecule: messenger RNA, 435 nt
Organism: Triticum turgidum subsp. durum (durum wheat)
Lineage: Eukaryota; Viridiplantae; Streptophyta; Magnoliopsida; Poales; Poaceae
Source: the annotation of a GenBank genome assembly
AUGACUCUAAGAAGGAGCACCAUGCUGAUUGCUCUUCUCGUUGUUUUGCUCGCCUUUUCAGGCCCAAUCAAAGGAGAAGAUGACUUGGGCGGAGGUGAUGGCGGUGACUUGGCCCCUCCUCCUAACCCAGGGGGCAGUCAUUUGUCUCCUCCACCUCCUCCAUCUCCAAAGAGCCAUCCACCUCCACCUCCAAAGACUGAUUUGGCUCCUCCUCCAUCUCCAAAGACCAAUCCACCUCCACCUGCACCGAUCCAGCCGCCACCAGGCCCCUGUGCGGAAGUGAGGUGGUACAAAGGGCCGUGCGUCAACAUGGUUUGCGCGGCCGCUUCUAUCGCAGAGUUGCAUCAGGGCGGCCACUGUCGUGGGCAUAUUUUUACUGGUGGUUGCUAUUGUUUCGUGUGUUCGGUAGCAAAGUCUAGCCCAUCAUUACAUUGA